GCAGCGCCGCCUUCACCAAACGAUGCGUUCGCAAAUGGCACCAACGCCUACUAUGUCGAGGAGAUGUACAGGCACUGGCGGCAGGACCCCAAGUCGGUCCAUGUCUCUUGGGACGUUUACUUCUCUGGCAUGGACAAGGGCCUUCCCAGCCAAAAAGCCUUCCAGCCACCUCCCAGUCUUGUUUCUGCCCCCGCCGACGGUGCUCCCGCUCUCCAUGCCAGCGGAGGCGCAGAGCUUGAUGACCACUUGAAGGUCCAAUUACUGGUGCGCGCGUACCAAGUGCGUGGCCACCAUGUUGCCGACCUCGACCCUCUUGGUAUCCUCGAUGCGGAUCUGAACGACGCACACCCGCCCGAGCUGGAACUGAGCCGCUAUGGCUUCACAGAGCGCGAUCUCGACAAGCAAAUCGCGCUAGGACCCGGUAUCCUACCCCACUUCGCCACCGAGGACCGCAAGACCAUGCCGCUGGGUGAGGUCAUCGACGUUUGCAAGCGCAUCUACUGCCGUGCCGUUGGUUAUCAGUACAUUCACAUCCCGGACAAGGAGCAGUGUGACUGGAUCAGGGAGCGCAUUGAGAUUCCCAAACCGUGGAACUACACCGUUGAGGAGAAACGUAUGGUCCUUGACCGUCUUAUCUGGUCCGAGACGUUCGAGCAGUUCUUGGCGAGCAAGCACCCGAACGAGAAGCGAUUCGGUUUGGAGGGUUGCGAGUCUUUGAUCCCUGGUAUGAAGGCCCUCAUUGACCGUUCCGUGGAGCACGGUGUCAAGCAUGUCACCAUUGGUAUGCCGCACCGUGGUCGACUCAAUGUACUCGCCAACGUCAUCCGUAAACCCGUCGAGGCGAUCCUAAACGAGUUCUCGGGUACGGCAGACGACGAUGACUUCCCCGCUGGUGACGUCAAGUACCACCUUGGCGCCAACUACGUCCGGCCCACGCCCUCUGGCAAGAAAGUCUCGCUAUCCCUUGUUGCCAAUCCAUCGCAUUUAGAGGCGGAGGACCCCGUGGUCCUCGGUAAGACCAGGGCUCUGCAGCACUUCGAGAGCGACGAGGCGACGCAUAACACCGCCAUGGGCGUCCUCCUGCACGGUGAUGCUGCCUUUGCCGGCCAGGGUGUGGUCUACGAGACUAUGGGCUUCCACAACCUCCCCCACUAUGGUACGGGCGGAACGAUCCACCUCAUCGUUAACAACCAGAUCGGAUUCACUACCGACCCCCGCUUCGCGCGUUCCACGCCGUACCCGUCCGACCUCGCGAAAGCCAUUGACGCACCCAUCUUCCACGUCAAUGGUGAUAACGUGGAGGCGGUCAACUUCGUCUGCCAGCUCGCCGCGGACUGGCGCGCCAAGUGGAGGAAGGACGUCGUCAUCGACAUCGUCUGUUACCGUCGCCACGGCCACAACGAGACGGACCAGCCGAGCUUCACGCAGCCGCGUAUGUACAAGGCCAUCGAGAAGCAGCCCACGCCGCUCACGCAGUACUCCAAAUUCCUGAUCGAACGCGGCACGUUCACCGAGAAGGACAUCGAGGAGCACAAGAAGUGGGUCUGGGGCAUGCUCGAGAAGGCCGCGAGCGCCGCCAAGGACUACGUCCCCACGAGCAAGGAGUGGCUCUCUGCGUCGUGGCAGGGCUUCCCGUCGCCCAAGCAGCUCGCCGAGGAGACGCUCCCGACGCGUAGCACCGGCACGUCCGAGGAGGUACUGAAGCGCGUCGGUAAGGCCAUCUCGUCGUGGCCCGACGGCUUCACGCCGCACCGCAACCUCGCGCGUAUCCUCACCAACCGCGGCAAGACGGUUGAGGAGGGCCACAACAUCGACUGGGCGACCGCAGAGGCGCUCGCGUUCGGCGCGCUCGCACUGGAGAAGAUCCACGUGCGCGUGUCUGGGCAGGACGUCGAGCGCGGCACGUUCUCGCAGCGCCACGCCGUCGUCCACGACCAGGCGAACGAGCAGCAGUACAUCCCGCUGAACGACCUCGGCUCGAGCCAGGCGCGCUUCAUCGUCUGCAACUCGUCGCUGUCCGAGUUCGGCACGCUGGGCUUCGAGCUCGGCUACUCGCUCGUGUCGCCGGACGCCCUCACGAUCUGGGAGGCGCAGUUCGGUGACUUCGCGAACAAUGCGCAGUGCAUCAUCGACCAGUUCAUCGCGUCCGGCGAGCGGAAAUGGCUCCAGCGCACCGGCCUGGUCAUGAGCUUGCCGCACGGGUUCGACGGUCAGGGUCCUGAGCACUCGAGCGGUCGUCUGGAGCGAUUCCUGCAGUUGUGUGACGACCACCCGCAGAACUUCCCUACGCCAGAGAAGAUCGAGCGGCAGCACCAGGACUGCAACAUGCAGAUUGUGUACCCGACGACGCCUGCCAACUACUUCCAUGUACUGCGUCGCCAGAUUCACCGCGACUUCCGGAAGCCGCUUAUCGUCUUCUUCUCGAAAUCACUCCUUCGUCACCCGAAAGCUCGUUCGGAUCUCUCGGAGAUGGCUGGCGACACCCACUUCCAGAGGUACCUGCCUGAGCCCCACCCCGAGAACCUCGUUCCUCCGGAACAGAUCAGACGGCAUGUUCUCUGCACUGGCCAAGUGUACCACACGCUCCUGCAAGAACGUGAGGAUAAGGGCAUCAACGACGUCGCGAUCAGCCGCCUAGAGCAGAUUUCGCCCUUCCCCUAUGACUUGUUGACGCCUCAUCUCGACAAGUACCCUAACGCCGACAUCCUAUGGUGCCAGGAGGAGCCCCUCAACAAUGGUGCGUGGACCUACGUCGGCCCCCGCAUCCUGACUGCUGCAAACGAGACGGAGCACCACAAGGGCAAGUACCCCCUGUACGCCGGCCGUGAUCCGACGAGCUCCGUUGCGACUGGAAGCAAGACAAUGCACAAGAAGCAGACUGAAUCCUUCCUUGCGACCGCAUUCUCGUCAUGAUCACGCUAUACUACAUGUUGUGUUUACCUUACUAUAAUGGACACACUCACGCUUUCGUGUGU
Postia placenta MAD-698-R-SB12 is the source of this 2975-nucleotide messenger RNA. RefSeq lists its product as hypothetical. The transcript has 10 exons. Gene Ontology annotation, molecular function: oxoglutarate dehydrogenase (succinyl-transferring) activity; thiamine pyrophosphate binding. NCBI's taxonomy places the organism in Eukaryota, Fungi, Basidiomycota, Agaricomycetes, Polyporales, Adustoporiaceae. Gene Ontology annotation, cellular component: oxoglutarate dehydrogenase complex; mitochondrion. The record is from RefSeq and is a predicted model, not a curated record. Gene Ontology annotation, biological process: tricarboxylic acid cycle. Bases 64 to 2913 code for a protein of 949 amino acids.